Colletotrichum destructivum is the source of this 505-nucleotide messenger RNA. RefSeq lists its product as uncharacterized. The coding region runs from base 10 to 456 and encodes 148 amino acids. The transcript is spliced from 2 exons. The record is from RefSeq and is a predicted model, not a curated record. NCBI's taxonomy places the organism in Eukaryota, Fungi, Ascomycota, Sordariomycetes, Glomerellales, Glomerellaceae.
AGCGUUUGCAUGCCCGCGCAGGCCCGUUCAAAGGUUGUCACUCAGUCGCAGUCUCAGUCUCAGUCUCAGUCCCGACUCCCAUCUCAUCCCACACACUCUUACUCACACCCGACCCGAGCCUCACAUCCGGACCGCUGCCGUUGUUCUCACUUGCUGCCGUGUCACAGAACUCGACUCAAGGUAUCUAGUCAAGACGGAGCCUUCUUCACUCUUUGCUCGGCUUCGACUUGGCUUUAUUCAACUUCAUCCCCCCGGUCUCUCCCACACACUCCAUACAACGACACAUCCCCCAACUGCAUCGUCAUCGGCAUCAACUCUCGGUCCACGGUCGACCGUCCAAGCUCAGCAGAUUCAAGCGACGCUGAUCAUCGCCUGAACCUUCCUUUCUGUACGCUUCGAGUAUUCGACUCCCUCCUCGAGCUGGAACUACUACACUUUACUUUCCACCCUCUCUAAGCUCGAUUCCCCCUGCAGGCCUCAUCCACCGGAUUACUUCUGCUGAAAA